AUGUCUUUCGGUCGUCCUGGAAAUUUAAAAGACUCGUUCACAGCCACACCUCCCGAUCGAGGCUCUUUUCCACUCGAUCACUUUCAUGAUUGUUCUUCUUUCAUGAAAACCUACCUCGACUGCCUCAAAACUUACCAACAAAACCAAGCUAAAUGUCGACUAGAAAGUAAAAACUACUUAGGAUGUCGGAUGGAGAAGGGAUUGAUGGCACGCGUGAAUUGGGAAGAUUUAGGUCUGGCAGACGUU
Messenger RNA from Melampsora larici-populina 98AG31, 246 nucleotides. RefSeq lists its product as uncharacterized. Gene Ontology annotation, biological process: mitochondrial respiratory chain complex IV assembly. Lineage: Eukaryota; Fungi; Basidiomycota; Pucciniomycetes; Pucciniales; Melampsoraceae. The record is from RefSeq and is a predicted model, not a curated record. Gene Ontology annotation, cellular component: mitochondrial intermembrane space. The annotation marks the transcript as partial. The transcript has 2 exons.